AGCUCCCCCAGUUGGGGCACCGUCCUCGGCCGCCGUGCCCUUUGUGUGUCGCAGGCUCAUGUCGGAGGUAGAUGACGAGUCGCUCUACUCGUUCGGGAGCGGGCAGCCCGAUGAUACGAGAGCAGCGGACAGUACCAGCUACUCGACGGAAUGGGCCCCGCUGCCCGCAAGCGGCGGCGCCUCGCCCCGCGCGCGCUCGCCGCGCUCCGACGGGGCCUCGACGACCGCCGCGCUGUCCUUUUCGACGGCGGCGGUCUCCGCCGACGCCGCGCUCGACGACGUGGAUGAAGUCGAGAGCGUCGCGGCGCCCGGCGACGACGAGCCGCCGCCGGUAGAAGAGGAGGAGGAGGAGGACAUCCUCGAUCGCCUGCGGCGCGGGGCGGCGGCGAUCCAGGCGCGGCGCGGCGCGGACGACGCGGCCGACGACGCGGUCGAUGCGCCUGUAGACGAAGAGCCAGCGGAGGAGGCGGGGGAGGAGGACAUCCUCGACCGGCUGCGCCGCGAGCAGGCGCCGCUCCAGGCGCGCUCCCCAGCGGACGACGCGGGCGACGCGCUGCUCACCGUCGCGCACCUCGGCAACUGGUCGGGCGCCGCGGACGAGGCGGCGCCGCCGGCGUCUCAGAGCCCGCGCGCCGACGACGCGGCCUCGCUCUCCGACGACGGCACCGGGGCGUCGGCCUCCUACUCGGCGGACUUCCUGCCGGAGCCGGACCGCGCCGACGACGCGCCCCCGUCCGACGACGGCCGCGAGGAGACGCCGGCGCAGAGCCCGCGCGCGAGCGACUACUCCGACGACUUCGCGCCCGCCGCCGGCGGCUUUCAAACGCCGGCGCUGCUCACGGUCGCGGACCUCGGCGACUGGUCGGGCGCCGCCGAGGACGCGGCGCCGGCGCCCCAGCCGCCAUCGUCACCUUCAGAAGCCUCGGAAGCCUCGGAGGCGGCCGCGGCGCAGGCGCGCCGCUGGUCCAUCGGCGAGGACGCGGCGUCGUCGUCGUCGUCGCGUGACAAGACGCCCCCGGCGACGCCGCCGCGCGACGACUCAUCCUACGAGGACGACUUCGCGCCGGAUACCGCCUCCCCACGCAUCUCCCAAGAAGGGGACGAGGAGCCGCGGAGCCCGGGCACGACGGGCCUCGCCGUCGGCACGCUCGUCGAGGCGAUCUACGGCGACACGGACGAGUGGUUUCCGGGAACUAUAGAGGCGGCCAACGCCGACGGCACCUACGCGGUCGCCUACGACGACGGCGACCGCGAGCCGCGCGUCGACGCCGCCUUCGUGCGCGUCGUCCUCCACGGCGGCGCAUCGUCGUCGUCGUCGUCGGGGAGCUCCUACGCGACGACGAGCGACGACGAAGCCUCCGGAGCCUACGCGACGACGACGAGCGGCGACGAGGACGAAGAGGUCUCGGCCUCGGCCGCGUCGUCGGCGUCGAGCCCGCGGCGAGCCGAUUCGGAGUACUCGGAGGACUUCGCCGCCGACGACGACGCCGCGCGGCCCAUCGACGAGGUCGUGCUCGGCGCGCAGCGCGUCGGUCCCCGCGCGCCGGCGGCGACGCGCGACGACGCGGCGGCAGCGGCGGCCUCGGCGGCGGCGACGCAGCGGGCGCUCGCGCGCGUCGAGGCGUCCUACGAGAAUGACGACUUCGAGCUCCCGGACGCGCCGGACUUCGUCCGGCAGCUUGCGAUUGGCGUCGGGCAACGAAUCGGCACGGGGCGUAUGCCUCCCGCGCCGCCGCCUGAGCGACGUGUUGCCCUCGACGCGCGGACGACCCGCAGCUUGGCGGCGCGCGUGCGCGAGCGGCAGGUGCCGGAACCCGUCUGCCGCUACGCACGCCGCGUCGCGGCCCAGCUGCGCGGGGAGCGGCGGCCACGGCGCGCCGCACCGCGGGCGGCGCGGUCACGUUUCCACGCGACGCCGGCGGCGCUCGACCGCGUCAAGAUCAAAGCCUCGCUGGCGCUGCUGCGGACGACGCACGACCGCGUGAACAGCGAGGCGCUCGCGGCCUUCGAGGCGUCGCUGCCGGGCGGGCCCAUCCGCGAGGACGACCCGGCCACUAAGCAGAGGCGCCUGGCGGGCCGCCUACGAGCCGACGCGGCGCAGAGGUAUGUGGAAUCGGACGAGUUCUACGCGCGGAGCGCUUUGUUAGGCGACGGCUUCGCAAUGCUAGGGGAGUCCAUGGCCGAAGCCACGGCCGAACACCGGCGCCGGACCGAGGAGCGCGACGCAUCGAGAGCGCUGUCGAUCACGAGGAAUUCUUCGAGCCCGCUCGACGAGGCCGUCGCGACGAUGGACGAGACGCGGGAGAACGUCGCAUCCUACAUGGCCGACGUCGCCGCGGACCCGAAGCGGGCGGCGUUCCGCGACGAGGUCCUGCGCAUGCUGCACCGCGGAGAGGAGCUGCGGGACUUCGGGUUGGCGCCGUACCGGCUGGGGGCGACGGUGCCGGGGGUGUUUGUCUCCUGA
Pelagomonas calceolata is the source of this 2464-nucleotide messenger RNA. The record is from the annotation of a GenBank genome assembly. Lineage: Eukaryota; Pelagophyceae; Pelagomonadales; Pelagomonadaceae.